GAAGUAUGUGUACCAGUAAUUCAGAUACUGGUAUAUAUAGUAUUCUAGUCUAGUCAAGGAGCAUGAUGAUAUGAUUCUUUGUAUUUUGGUGCGACUGGUCACUAGUAGUGUGAUGCAUGCAUGGCUUUCCCAUUCAAGGAAACGCGCAAUAUGUACUUGUAUUUCCUCCUUAAUGUAACAUGUGGUGAUAGAUAAGAUAAUACGCACGAACACCUGUCCACGUGUCACGAUUUCCCACGCAAAUCCACCGUUAACCAACUGUGCUCACUGCAUACUAAUUCAAAAUGGGUCCCACCUUGGGAGGCUGAGCUGUCUUAUUAGCUUCUUCUCCUCGUACGAACCUUGCCACCACCUUCCUUCAACGUUCCCCCAUCGCCAUUUACUCAGUCAUCAACCCCAGCUGGCUCCUCUUCAUUCUCUAACCCUCACUCUCCCACUCCUCACUUUAAUUUCCUCUUCUUCAACCUCCAAAUCCAAACCCAUAUCAUUAUUAUAUAUAUAACACCAUCGCUACCACACUCUCCAACAACUUAAACCUUCUAAACAUAUAUAACCAAUUCUCUUGUAUUUUCCCACUAAUGUUUACCUUCACUACUACUCACUCUAACUCCACCACAUGGCCGGCUGUUAACUCUGAAUUCUCCACUUCCUAUGACACUUCCUCGCCCGUUUCUGACGCAAGUACCAGUGGUGGUGGCGCUCAUGGUUUCGUGUUAUCUGACGAGGAGGUGCUGCUGGCGGCAACCCAUCCCAAGAAGCGAGCGGGGAGGAAGAAGUUCAAGGAGACACGUCACCCUGUGUAUAGGGGUGUGAGGAGGAGGAACUCUGAUAAGUGGGUUUGUGAAGUUAGGGAGCCAAACAAGAAGUCUAGGAUUUGGUUGGGGACAUUUCCCACGGCUGAGAUGGCGGCGCGUGCCCAUGACGUGGCAGCAAUCGCCUUGAGAGGCCGCCAUGCCUGCCUUAACUUUGCUGACUCUGCGUGGCGGCUACAGUUGCCUGCCACGUCAGAUGCCAAGGCCAUCCAGAAGGCUGCAGCAGAGGCUGCUGAGGCCUUCCGACCUAGGAUGGCCUUGGAGACUAAUGACAAUUCCAAAGAAAGUAUCGAUGAUGAGGUGGCAGUGGCGGCAGCCGUGCCAAAAGAAGAGGAACAAGGAGUGUUUUGUAUGGAGGAGGAAGAGGCCGAGACGGUGUUGGGAUUGCCGGAAUCGUUGAGAAAUAUGGUGCUCAUGUCCCCAACACAUUGCAUGGGGUAUGAGUACGGAUAUGCUGACGUGGACGUUGGUGAUACUGAGGUGUCAUUAUGGAGUUUUCCAAUUUAGUUUUUUGACUAAUGUGUUUGUCUGGUUUUGUUUUCUUUUUUGUAAUGCAUGUAUCUGUACUUGUUUUUAAUCUCUUGUACGGAUACUCUUUUGAUAAAGACUCAAACAAUAAUGUCUCUUCAUUUUCCCUUAUUGUGAGCCCCUAGUUCUUUUAUAGUGAAAGUGAAUAGGAAUGGGUAGGAAUGAAGUUAUUCAUGUACAAAGGAUAUCAUUGAUGUUUUUGGAUGAGAAUCCUUUAAUUAGCAGCAAUCAUAGCAGUGCUACUUCUUUGAUGAUUGAAAUUUGAA
Molecule: messenger RNA, 1606 nt
Organism: Arachis ipaensis
Lineage: Eukaryota; Viridiplantae; Streptophyta; Magnoliopsida; Fabales; Fabaceae
Product: dehydration-responsive element-binding protein 1C
Biological process (GO): regulation of DNA-templated transcription
Molecular function (GO): DNA binding; DNA-binding transcription factor activity
Source: RefSeq, a predicted model, not a curated record